Messenger RNA from Galleria mellonella (greater wax moth), 4666 nucleotides. RefSeq names its product rho GTPase-activating protein 7 (gene cv-c). Gene Ontology annotation, molecular function: GTPase activator activity; lipid binding. Gene Ontology annotation, biological process: signal transduction; actin cytoskeleton organization; regulation of Rho protein signal transduction. The transcript is spliced from 21 exons. The coding region runs from base 646 to 4065 and encodes 1139 amino acids. The record is from RefSeq and is a predicted model, not a curated record. Lineage: Eukaryota; Metazoa; Arthropoda; Insecta; Lepidoptera; Pyralidae.
UGGUGUAGACGCUUCUUUAAUUUCGCAAGCUUGGGGCUAGUUCCCGUAGGCGAACUUUACAACUAUCUCUUCUCGUAGUGCUAGUUACUUCUUUAUAUUAGUGAUGUGUGCUUAAGUGGCGUAAAGUGUUGUGUGUUUAAUUGUUUUAGUGUAAGUGUAAAUAACAACUGGAAGACAUAAUAGUGAGGUUAAUUAACGAACGCUCCGCAAACGAGUGCUCAACUAAUAUUGGUUUAGUAGCAGACAAUAGGUAUUUUUAUCCGCGGUACAAGACGACCGAACAAACGGACAGAACCGCACCUUAUUCUAUUUAGAGAUAUUAAGGCAAAAGAAAUAAUAUUACACAGCUUUAUUAUUAAAUCAUUUUCACUUAUGCUUCACAGCUUAUUAAAUUCUAAAUCGUUUUAAAGAUAUUAACGUAAUAAAUUACAGGUCUGUGUAUAUUUUUUAUAUUAAAAAAAAAGGUUUAAAAAAAAUGUUAACGUUGAAAUUAAAAAACAAUUCACUAACAGUUAAGUGGAAAUUCAAACGCGAAUAAAGCGGGUCCAAAUUUGUGAAUUUAGUAGUUUUUUUACUGAGAACUGUAGCGAAGCGUGAUAGUUGUGAAGCGAAAUAGUUGCGAAGCGUUGUAGUAGAAACAUUAGUAUGGCGUCGCCGUCGAGUACGCCCAAGGCGCCGUCGCCCCCGCCCGGCCACACGCCAAGCAAGAUGGAGAGGAGGAUGUCUCACUUCAAGGAGUACAAGUUCUUCCGUUCCUUCAGCGCCAAGGUGGAGAACUGGCCGAUGAGGAAGGCGGAACAGCUGUGGAGGAAAAUGCGAGAGAGAAAAAUUGCAGAGAUCGAAGCGACGGAAGCAUGCAAAUGGCUACGAGCAGCUGGUUUCCCGCAGUACGCGCAGAUGUACGAAGAUCUCCAAUUCCCUAUAGACGUGUCCGGAGUACAGAACGACCAUCCAUUCCUCGAUGCAGACUCUUUGCAGUCCCUCUUCAGACGACUCACGGCCCUGAACCGCUGCGCCAACAUGAAGCUGGAACACCAUCACCAUCAGAAGAGAUCGAACGACUCUGACGACGAGCAGUGUGCGCUGAGCGACAAGUGGCAGUACGAGAGGAAGUCGCGGCGGUGGUCGCGAGUCGUCGAGAUCACGCCGCAAGCGCAGCGCCGGCUACAGUUAAUAGCAGCGAAAGCUUUAGCGGAAAAAGAGGCACGAGAAGCAAGAGGGGAAGUAGAAGAUGACGAGGACGACAGCCUGCCCACCAUCAGGGUGGGGCUGGUUGACGCGGACGGUCAUUACACUGAUGUUGAGCCAGACCUAUUAACUAUACCAGGCCAGCCAGUAAUACAGUUACCGAGUGACAAAGAAGAUGAAGAGGACACUGGUACCAGAUUUCGAAGGACAGGCUCCGAACGUCUCAGAGACGGCGCUAAAGCCUUUCUUCGAAGAGUCGAAUCUCUCAAAACGAGGAGAAGAAAACGGCAAAACAGAACAGAAGUUAUCGUCUCUUCUCCUCAUUUCUUAGAUACACAACAAGAUAGAUAUCCAGAAUUGAACUACAUAGAUAUGACUCCUACCUCCCCAACUGCGUUUCCCUUCCCUGACUUUAACAGUUCUCCUCUCCAUGCCCCAGCAAUUAGAACACAACCACCUUCUCCCAUGACUAUAAUGCCACCAUCCCCUAUAGCCCCUUUGGAGCAAUCCUUUGUACUGAAUCCUCCUUUUGGAGAUGAUAGCUCAAGUUAUGCAUCCGAUGGUAGUAUGGGUUCGAGCAAUAAAAGUACCAAGUCCAAGCUUGGACGGGCAAAGAGAAUUUUUCAUAGAGGCAUGAAGAAUGAUGAUUCCAGUGCCCUAAGUGACUCGGAAUGUCAGCCGGCUAGUUGGAGACACAAUUACUAUAAGGAUCAUAAUACUCAUCACACUACUGAGGUGUACGUAGAACCACCGUCACCAGUGGAGCUAAAGCCGGAUCCGGAGAUCUUGCGCGAGGUGCAGAAGUCACCAGGGCACACGCCACACAGGCGGCAGGCUAUCAGGACCAGCUCGCUAAACCUCGGGAAGGAUGGACAAAAGUUCCGGGACAGAAGUCUCAAAAGAGAUAAAUCAGCAUCCAGAAGUUCAGAAUUGAACAGCAGCCCGAACUCGGCUGGCUCUCGCUCGCACGACGGGGAUCAGGAUGACGAUGACGAUAGCCUCGAUAUCAAAACUAAGAAAAACAACAUUCAGAGAUGGUACUCGUUUCGGACAAGUGCACUCAACGGUGGACCCAAAGCGAAUAAUACCCUCCAACCGGUACCCAACCAAAAGGACCCUGAGACUUAUUUGUCGCGACCAAUGUCAUCGUUAUCAUGCGGGCAGUUGCAUAUACUGAGGAAGCUAGCUCUUCUACGACUGACAGCGUGUAUGGAGAGAUACUGCCCCUCACACAAAUCUGGAUGGAACUGGGAACUUCCCAAACUCAUCAGAAAGAUAAAAACCCCAGAUUACAAAGAUAAAACAGUGUUCGGUGUACCUCUAACAGUGUCAUUACAAAGAACAGGCCAUUCCUUACCAAAACCAAUACAAUCUGCGUUGAAUUGGUUGAAGAACAACGCAUUGGAUCAGAUGGGCAUAUUUAGAAAAGCUGGUGUUAAAUCACGUAUAGCGAAACUUCGGCAGACAGUAGAAGCAGCGGGGGCAGCGAACGCGCCAUUUGCAAUAGAGAACAUCAAUACAGUAGAUCCUAACCAAUCGAACCUUAACUUCGACGGAUCCCAAGCUCAUGAUGUCGCCGACAUGGUGAAGCAAUACUUCAGAGAGUUGCCUGAUGCACUGCUGACCAAUAAACUAAGCGAAACCUUCAUUGCUAUAUUCCAACAUGUUCCCGAACCAUUAAGACCUGAUGCGGUACAGUGUGCUUUGUUACUGUUGCCUGAAGAACAUUUGGAGGCGUUGCAUUCCUUAUUGAUAUUUCUAGCUGAUGUGGCGGAGCACUCGGCCGUGAACCAGAUGACAGCGUCGAAUCUGGCGGUGUGCCUUGCACCCACGCUGCUGCGGCUGCACCACGCGCCACCCACCACUGGCAGCACCAAAGAGGGCAACUCUAACAGAAUGGUGAUUGAGAGCGUUGCUGAUCAACGUCAGAUAAGUGAGAGUCGCGCUGCUCAUGCCUGCCUCUUGCUACUAAUACAGAAGCAUAAACAGUUAUUCCUAGCACCUGCUGAUAUGCUGGCCCGCUGUAAAUUCAAUUACUUCGAAGAAAGUGUACCGGUGGCGUUAGAAGAAUUAGGUGGAGAUUUUAACCAAGACUGGAAAGGUUUCCAGCAGGCGUGCAUUAAAGCUCUACUCAAAGAAGCCAAAGAAAAAACACGUGGAUGGAUGUCGGUGUCGGGCGCAGCUCCUCACGUCGAGUUGUGUUGCAAGAAAGUGGGGGAUGGUCACCCGCUGAGACUGUGGAGAGCUACCACCGAUGUGGAAGCGCCGCCCCAGGAGGUUAUGCAAAGAAUACUCCGAGAGCGACACAUAUGGGAUGACUCGUUGAUCAAGUGGCGUAUAGUGGAGAAGCUGGGCACCAACGCUGAAGUGUUCCAGUAUAUUACUGCGUCCAGUGUGGGCCUGCCGCCGAGGGAUUACUGUGUUCUAAGGUCGUGGCAGCAAGGCGGUGGCAGCGGCGGCGCCGGCGGUUGGUGUGCGGUGGCGGAGACGUCGGUGGCGCACGCCGCUGCGCCCCCCGGCGGCGCAACCGGCGCGACAGGCGUGACCGGCGCGACAGGCGUGACCGGCGUGACCGGCGCGGGCGGCGCGGACGGCGCGGGCGGCGCGGGCGGCGCGGGCGGCGCGGGCGGCGCGGGCGGCGCGGGCGGCGCGGGCGGCGCGGGCGGCGCGGCGCGCGGCGUGGUGCUGGCGUCGCGCUACCUGGCGCAGCCCGCCGGCAAGGGCCGCAGCCGCCUCGUGCACCUCGCCAGGGUCGAUACCAUGGGUCGUACACCGGAGUGGUACAACAAAUGCUACGGCCACAUCUGCGCACUGUACUUGGCGAGAAUACGCGCGUCGUUCAAGCACAAUACAGAAGGACCCGAGUCCAACGUAUGAUCCAAGCAUUCCACUUAGGCGGAACUUGCAGUCUGCUUAAGUUCUCCUAUGUUACAACACUGGCGAAUGUCGUAAAAAAGUUGCAAGUUCAAACUUUUUUUCUUAACCCAAACUUUAUUGUAGCUUAAGGAAGUUUUAAACAUUUAUUGCGUCGAUAUAUAAUAAUUGUUGAUGUGUAUGACUGUACACUAUAUUUUUACAGUCAUAAUUAAUAUUAUUAUUAUUAUACCCAAUUUCAAAUCUCAAUAUAAGGUAAAUGAUAUUUUUAUCGUCAUACCUAGAUAUUAUAUUCCAUUAAAAUUAACAAGUUUGACCAAAUUUCUGAUGUUAGUGUAAAUAGUUAAGUUAAAUAGUUAUUACAAUGAGCAUGCAUAAUAGAAUAAAUUAAUAAACCUACCUCCACGUUUCAAGGAUUUGUUGUCCUCUAUCAUAAUCCUUAGGGAGUAACUAAUAUCCAAUUACAAGCAUACUGUUAUAAUUAGUUUUAUUUAGAUAUUUAUAUAUUUUUAAAUAUACAUUCUCCCCGUGGUGCGUUGUGUAUAGCGUAACAUAUUUUAAUGUUAAUAUUGACUAAUAAAUAACAUAUGAAUAAAAAAAAAAA